Molecule: messenger RNA, 1788 nt
Organism: Salarias fasciatus (jewelled blenny)
Lineage: Eukaryota; Metazoa; Chordata; Actinopteri; Blenniiformes; Blenniidae
Product: inosine-uridine preferring nucleoside hydrolase
Exons: 7
Coding region: 389-1345 (318 amino acids)
Molecular function (GO): hydrolase activity, hydrolyzing N-glycosyl compounds
Source: RefSeq, a predicted model, not a curated record
GAAAAGAAAGAACCACAUCAAUUGUUUGAAAUAAAAAAUAAACUACAGCGCGUGAAAUAUCAAACUUAAUUUUUUUGGUGGUUCAGCUAAAAACGUUGUUCUGAACUCCUUAGUGAGUGAGGAGCAGCUUCGACCGGACUGCUUCCGUCGCCGUGCAGAUGCAGAAUCCUCCUCGGAGUGAGACGUCGCUGUUCCGGCCCCUCUGUGCUCCUCGCUGCCCUGCGGACAUGGCGGGGGUCGUCCGGGCGGUGAGUGUGAGCCGUCCUGCCGUCCGCCGCUCCGUCAGGAGGUUGUUUGCGUCUGACCACUGCAGGCUGCGGACCCUGAGAGGAGCUCACCACCGUGUUUCUGCCACAGUCCAGCCUGUGUGUUCCCUGCAGGCUCCGGGAUGAGCAAGAAGCUGCUGAUGGACGUGGACUGCGGCGUCGACGACGCCCAGGCCAUCAUGCUGGCGCUGGCCGCCCCCGGCGUCCGGCUCCUGGGCGUCACGUGCGUGCACGGGAACACCUCGGUGGAGAACGUGUGCAGGAACACCCUGCGGGUCCUGCAGGCCUGCGACAGGCUGGAGAUUCCGGUGUUUAAAGGCGCCGCCAAGCCCAUCCUGGGGAAGGUCAUCAGCGCCGGAGAGUUCCACGGGAAGGACGGCUUCGGAGACGCCCCCGACCCCGGCGCCCCCGGCCUGGACCUGCUGCAGGAGGAGGGCGCCGUGGCGGCCAUGAUCAGGAUCGUCAACGAGAAUCCCGGAGAGGUGUCUCUGGUCGCCACGGCGCCGCUCACCAACCUGGCUCUGGCUGUGAAGAUGGAUCCAUCGCUGCCCAGUAAACUGAAAGGCCUCUUCAUCAUGGGAGGAAACACCGAAUCUCGAGGAAACACGACGGUUUGCGGCGAGUUCAAUUUCACGGCCGACCCCGAGGCGGCGUUCAUCGUGCUGAACGAGUACGAGUGUCCGACCUACCUGGCCUGCUGGGAGUUCACCUGCCACAGCAAGCUGUCCUGGGACUUCUGCGACGCCUGGCUGGCGCAGGACAGCAGGAAGGCCCGCUUCAUGGCGCAGAUCUUCCGCCACAGCAUCCAGGUGUCGCAGAGCGAGCGCUUCGAGAAGGAGUUCGUCGCCGGCUCGGGCUUCGUGUCGUGCGACUCGUACGCGGCGGCGGCGGCCGUGGACGAGUCCGUCAUCCUGGAGAGCGAGCGGCACCCGGUCAGCGUGGAGCUGACGGGAACGUUCACACGCGGCAUGAUGGUGAUGGACACCACACGGUUACUGAAGAAGAGGCACCAGGCUCUCAUCAUGAAGAAGGUGGACCUGGAGAAGUUCAAGCAGAUGAUGAUGGCGGCGCUAAAGUGACAGGAAGUGACGGCAUCCCUGCUCCUGUUCGCUCAUUCAGACCCGGGACUCAUCUCUUCAUUCUCUAGAUCAAUCAGCAACUCGACCUGCUCCAGUUCAGACCGGGCCUCGCAGGAGGAACGGUGACUUUAGACGAGCACAGACUGACCCACAAGAAAAAACUUCCACAGCAUUCCUAGAACCACUGUUAAAACCACAGCAGGUGAACACCGGUCCGCCCAGCUGAAGGGAGUUUAAAGUGUGUAGCUGUCGUGUUCAUGUGAAACUAAAUCUGAGUCAAGUUUUCAGCUCAUUUAAUCCAUGAAGAGUAGAGAGGAAACAGGCUGACAGCGACUGGAGGGGUGGUCUUAAUGUUGUGGUCAAUGAGCAGAAAGGCCUCAAUAAAAGUUCAUCUUUAAUGGUUGUGUUUUUUAAUAAAGCACUAUAAACAUGUUAACAGUCAA